UCCCUGAGGGGGGAGGCCGAGGAAGCCCGGCGGAUCGACUGCGAGAGAGCGCGGCAGGUCCCCAGUGACAACCGGGACGCCCGCCGGGAGCUCAAGCUACUGCUGCUCGCCUCUUCUACUUUUACUAGAUUGUGUGUUUCCAGAUUCUCUGAUUCGGGGAAACAAAGAAUUGGCAGGACGCCUGAAAAUGACCAGGAAGAAGGUGUACUGGGUCCCCAACUCUUCUGGUGGCCUUGUGAAUCUUGGCUUGGAUGUAGGCAAUGACGUGAUUUCAGGACUUAGCUAUAAAACUUACACUCUUGAAGGUGACUUCCAGCAGGUGAGGAAGCCCGAGGAACCAGGGGAGGCAGAAGUCCUCCCUCGCGGGAAGUAUGGUGCUGCCCGGAGAACCAUGAUUCCCUUCCGUCCCAAGCCAAAGUGUCCUUCCCCUCAGCCUCUGGAUGAUGCUGGCCUUUUCUCCUACCUCACAUUGUCAUGGCUCACCCCACUGAUGAUCCAGGGCUUCCAGAAGCCUUUAGAUGAGAACACCAUCCCCCCGCUGUCCGUACAUGAUGCCUCAGCCCAAAAUGGUAAAAGGCUUUGCUGCCUUUGGGAAGAAGAAGUCUCAAGGCAUGGGAUUAAAAAAGCUUCAGUGCUUCGAGUGAUGAUGAGAUUCCAAAGAACAAGGGCUAUUUUCGAUGCGUUGCUGGGCUGCUGCGUCUCUGCUGCGAGUGUUCUGGGGCCAAUGCUGAUUAUACCAAAGAUCCUGGAAUAUUCUGAAGAGCAGUCAGGGAAUAUUGUCUAUGGAGUGGGGCUCUGCUUUGCCCUUUUUUUCACUGAAUGUAUGAAGACCCUGAGUCUGUGCUCAUGUUGGGUCUUCAACCAGCGCACAGGUAUCAGGUUUCGUACAGCCAUUUUCUCCUUUGCCUUUGAGAAGCUAAUGCAAUUUAAGUCUCUAACACACAUCACAGUGGGAGAGGUCAUCAGCUUCUUCACCAGCGACGUAAACUACCUGUUUGAAGGGGUGUACUAUGGCCCUCUGAGCUGCCUCAUCUUUUUCUUGCUGAUUGCCUGCACUGUCACCUCCUGCCUCAUUCUUGGACCCACUGCGCUCUUCGCCACUUUGUGCUAUAUCCUGCUUCUACCGCUCGAGGUAUUCCUGACCAGAAUGGUCGUCAAGAUACAGAAUCACACAGCUAAAGUCAGUGACCAGCGCAUUCGUGUGACCAGUGAAGUUCUCACCUGCAUUAAGCUGAUAAAAAUGUAUGCAUGGGAGAAACCAUUUGCAAAAAUAAUUAAAGACCUCAGAAGACAGGAGAAGAAACUCUUGGAGAAGUCUGGGUAUAUUCAGAGCCUAACCAUUUCCACCUUGUUUGUAGCCCCCACAGUGUCCACAGUAGUGAUGAUCCUCAUCCACACAUACUUGCAAAUGGAACUUACAGCUUCUGUAGCCUUUGCGGCGGCGGCUGCCAUGAACCCCAUGAGGCUGUCAGUGUUCUUCGCACCCUUUGUAAUCAAAGCCCUCACAAGUUCUAAGACUGCUGCAGAGAGGCUCAAGAAAUUUUUCCUCCAGGAGAGCCCUGUUUUAUAUGUCCAGGCAUUGAAAGACCCCAGCAAAGCACUGGUUUUAAAGGAGGCUACCUUGUCAUGGCGACAGACCUUUCCCAGGAUUGUCAAUGAAGCCUUGGAGCUGAAGAAGAAUGGACACACCUCCAAGAGGAUGACCAGGCCUCAGGCACCACUAGGUGCCCUCAGGCCAGAGGACAAAGGGAACAGUCUGGACCCAGAGUUGCAGAAGAUAAACCUGGUGGUGUCAAAGGGGACCAUUUUAGGGGUUUGUGGCAACACUGGGAGUGGCAAGAGCAGCCUGUUGUCAGCCCUCCUGGGGGAGAUGUACUUGCUGGAGGGCUCAGUGGGACUGCACGGAAGCCUGGCUUAUGUCCCACAGCAGGCUUGGAUCAUCGCAGGUAGUGUCAGGGAGAACAUCCUCAUGGGAGGCCAGUACGAUAAGGCCCGUUACCUCCAGGUGCUCCACUGCUGCUCCCUGGAACGGGACCUGGAAAUUCUGCCCUUUGGAGACAUGACAGAGAUUGGGGAGCGGGGCCUCAACCUCUCUGGGGGGCAGAAGCAGAGGAUCAGCCUGGCCCGAGCUGUCUACUCUGACCGCGAGCUCUACCUGCUGGAUGACCCCCUGUCUGCCGUGGAUGCCCAAGUGGGGAAGCACAUCUUUGAGGAGUGCAUUAAGAAGACCCUCAGGGGGAAGACUGUCGUCCUGGUGACCCACCAGCUGCAGUAUUUAGCAUUUUGUGACCAGAUCAUUUUGCUAGAAGAUGGGAAAAUCUGUGAAAAAGGAAUUCAUAGUGAGCUAAUACAGAAAAAGGGGCAAUAUGCCCAACUCGUCCAGAAGAUGCACAGAGAAACCACACAGGACAUGCUGCAGGAUGCAGUAAAGACAGCAGAAGGGUCUCAGGUAGAAGGUCAGGCCAAGAACACCUGCCAGGAAGAGCCUACUGGUGACGGUGCUGGUAAUGGUGUCGGAGAGCAGGUGCUGGAAAAUCGUCUUACAAAGAAGGAGAACAUGGAACAAGGGUCCCAGAAAUGGAGUGUCUACCACCACUACAUCCAGGCAUUUGGAGGUUACAUGGUCUCUGUCAUGGCUUUCCUUCUCAUGGUGGUGUUCAUCUUCCUCCUGACCUUCAACUUCUGGUGGCUGAGCUAUUGGUUGGGUCAGGGCUCCGGGACCAAUACCAGCCAAGAGGGCAACAGGACUUCUGCACAGCCAGGUGACAUACGGGACAAUCCUCAUCUGCUCUUUUACCAACUGGUAUAUGGCCUCAGUGUUGUGCUCCUAAUCUGCAUAGGGGUCUGCUCCUCAUGGACUUUUACCAAAGUCACGCGGAAGGCAUCCACAGCAUUGCACAACAAGCUCCUCAACAAGGUGUUGCACUGCCCCAUGAGCUUCUUUGACACAACCCCAGUAGGACGACUCCUGAACUGCUUUGCAGGGGACUUGGAUAAGCUGGACCAGCCUUUGCCUGUUGUCACUGAAGAGUUCCUACUCCUGCUUUUGAUGGUGAUCUCUAUCCUGUUGAUUGCCAUCGUGCUCUCUCCAUAUAUCCUGCUGAUAGGAGCCAUUUUAGCCACUGUUUGCCUCUUUUAUUAUUUGUUGUUCAAGAGGGCUGUCAACAUGUUCAAGAGACUGGAGACCUACAGCCACUCCCCUCUCUUCUCCCACAUCCUCAUGUCUGUGCAUGGCCUGAGCUCCAUCCAUGUCUAUGGAAAAACUGAAGACUUCAUCAAUGAGUUUAAAAGACUGACUGAUGCCCAGAGUAACUACUUGCUGAUGUUUCUGGCUUCCAUGAGAUGGCUUGCACUGAGACUGGAGCUUGUGACCAACCUGGUGACCUUGGCUGUGGCUUUUUUUGUAGCUUUUGGCAUUUCCUCUGUUCCCUAUUCCUACAAAGCCAUGUCUAUCAGUCUCAUCCUGCAGCUGGCUGCCAACUUCCAGGCCACUGUCCGGGUUGGUUCAGAGACUGAGGCGCACUUCACAGCCAUGGAGAAGAUGCUGCAGUACAUGAAGAUGUGUGUUCCUGAGGCUCCUUUACAUAUAGAAGGCAUGAGUUGUCCCCAUGGGUGGCCGCAGCAUGGGGAAAUCACAUUCCAGGACUAUCAGAUGAAAUACAGAGACAACACGCCUAUUAUCCUCAAAGGCAUCAACCUGACCAUUCGUGGCCAAGAAGUGGUGGGCAUCGUGGGAAGGACGGGCUCUGGUAAGUCCUCCUUGGGUGUGGCUCUUUUCCGCCUGGUGGAGCCCACAGCAGGCCGAAUUCUCAUCGAUGGUGUGGACAUCUGCAGCAUUGGCCUGGAGGACCUGCGGUCCAAGUUCUCUGUCAUUCCUCAAGAUCCUGUCCUGCUCUCAGGAACCAUCAGAUUCAACCUAGAUCCCUUUGACCGCUGCACAGACGAGCAGAUCUGGGACGUCUUGGAGAAGACAUUACUGAGUAAGACAGUCUCCAAGUACCCCCAAAAACUACAAGCGGAAGUUGUGGAAAAUGGCAGAAACUUCUCUGUGGGGGAGAGGCAGCUGCUCUGCAUUGCCCGAGCCCUCCUUCGCAACUCCAGGAUCAUUCUUAUUGAUGAAGCCACAGCCUCCAUUGAUGUGGAGACCGACACUCUUAUCCAGCACACAAUACGUGAAGCCUUCCAGGGCUGCACAGUGCUGGUCAUCGCACACCGCAUCACCACUGUCCUCAACUGUGACCGCAUCCUGGUCAUGAGCAAUGGGAAGGUUGUAGAGUUUGACAGGCCUGAGGUCCUGCAGAGGAAGCCUGGGUCCAUGUUUGCAGCCCUGCUGGCAACAGCCAAUUCUUCAAUGAGCUCAGGAGGAGUGGAGACUGCAUAGAGGCUGGCGGCUGAGCUCACCAGGGCUCACCAAAGCUGCAGCUGUGAGGCCUGCAGUCUAGAUCUUGUGUGGAGAUGGCUACUUCUCCUGAAAGUGGAGCUGAAAUGUGUUGAGAGGAUGAUGAAGGGAUUGAAGGAGCAAAACCUGGAAUAGGCCAUUCUGUGGCUCCCCAAGCCUGGGAACUCCCAGCACCUUUUGAGAACAUGAAGUCAAAUCAUCAUGUGUCUUUUAACUGAUAUGUUGAGUGAUUUUAAUGAUGAUGUAAAAGCGUAUUGUAGUUUUCUGAUUUGUGUGGAAGGUGUUGCAAAUGAAGAAUUGAUUUUUGUAAAAAAUAAAAGUAAGAAAAAGUCA
Messenger RNA from Manis pentadactyla (Chinese pangolin), 4732 nucleotides. RefSeq names its product ATP binding cassette subfamily C member 11 (gene ABCC11). Gene Ontology annotation, cellular component: membrane. Gene Ontology annotation, biological process: transmembrane transport. The transcript is spliced from 30 exons. Lineage: Eukaryota; Metazoa; Chordata; Mammalia; Pholidota; Manidae. Gene Ontology annotation, molecular function: ABC-type transporter activity; ATP hydrolysis activity; purine nucleotide transmembrane transporter activity. The record is from RefSeq and is a predicted model, not a curated record. The coding region runs from base 188 to 4381 and encodes 1397 amino acids.